Pimephales promelas (fathead minnow) is the source of this 2363-nucleotide messenger RNA. It is a transcript of the gene wasf3a, whose product is annotated as WASP family member 3a. The record is from RefSeq and is a predicted model, not a curated record. Gene Ontology annotation, cellular component: SCAR complex; cytoskeleton. Gene Ontology annotation, biological process: actin cytoskeleton organization; positive regulation of Arp2/3 complex-mediated actin nucleation. Gene Ontology annotation, molecular function: protein kinase A regulatory subunit binding; actin binding; Arp2/3 complex binding. Lineage: Eukaryota; Metazoa; Chordata; Actinopteri; Cypriniformes; Leuciscidae.
UUCCCGAUCGUGAAAUGCGAUUGGUGCACAGAGCUGUCAAUCAACAUAAUAAUCCCGCCCUAAUGCGCGAUGCCUUGAUGGAAGAGUGACAGACCUCAGUCUCAUCUGACGUGCGUCUGCAUUCAACACACUUUGGAAAUACAAAGUUCUGUCAUGAAAUGGCGAUGGCACAGGCUGAUUGGUCCUCAACUCAAUUGGUUAGCAAGCGAUGACAUCAUUAUCUACAUAGAGCAGCUGAUUGGUUGCUGAGGUUCGCCGCUUGCUCCACCCUCCCCAGCUCCACCUGUAUAGAUCUACUACAGGGUGCUGAGGUUUGUUGCUGUGUGUGUGUGGUGAGGUGAAGUCAUGCCGCUGGUCAAGAGAAACAUCGAGCCAAAGCAUCUGAGCAGAGGAGCUUUACCUGAGACCAUCAGCAAUGAGCUGGAGUGUGUGACCAACAAUACACUCUCUUCCAUCAUACGCCAACUCAGCAGCCUCAGUAAACAUGCCGAGGACGUGUUUGGUGAGCUCUUUAAUGAAGCCAAUACAUUCUACCUGCGUGCUAAUUCUCUACAGGACCGCGUAGACCGACUUGCAAUCAAGGUCACUGAGUUGGACUCUAGUGUGGAGGAAGUAUUACUUCAGGACAUUAACAUGCGGAAAGCCUUCAAGAGUUCUACUGUUCAAGACCAGCAGGCGGUGACAAAGAGCAGCACUCCAAACCCCAUCACAGAGAUGUACAACACCAGCGACAAACCACCACCUCUGAACAUACUGUCUGCCUACAGGGAUGACCAUAUUGAUGGAAUUAAGUUCUACACAGACCCCUCAUAUUUCUUUGACUUGUGGAAGGAGAAAAUGCUUCAAGACACAGAAGACAAGAGAAAAGAGAAGAGGAAAUAUAGGGAGCAGAAGCGGGGAGUCGAUGGGACGUUGCCUCGUGAGGUGAAGAAGGUUCGUAAGGCUCAUAACCGCAGACAGGAAUGGAACAUGAUGGCUUUUGAUAAAGAGCUACGGCCGGACCGUCGUCAUCAUCAUCAUCAUCACACACUUCGCAGGGGUGUAUCGUCUGAGGGCUCGCUGUCUCCAGAGUACAGACAACAUCCAAACAACUCCGACUACCCAGUCCCAGCAUGCCACGCUCCAGCCCGAGCUCAUCCCGUGGACACAGCAUCAUGGAGUGCUAAUGGAGGGGUUGAGCACGAGUACCACAGCAUCGGCGGGCCUGCAGGGGUAACUGUGGCUGCUGAUGGAGGUUACAGAGGGGCUUUACUCGCUCGAACACAUCCGGCUCCUCCACAGUCCCUGCCCCGGGAAAACGGGGUCAAUGGAGCCCACAUGCUUCCACCAACAGACUACGGUAUGAUGGAGUACUAUGCCAGUUCAGGCCCACCGCCGCCUCCACUGGCUCUCCUCAUUCCCUCUGCACAGACGGCGUUUGCCUCGCCUCCAGCUACUCCUCAUCUUGGACCAAUCACAUCAUCCCUACGGUGUCCUCUUCCACCUGUCCCACCUCCCGGACCGGUUUCAGCUUCGGCUCCUUCAGGUCCUCCUCCUCCUCCAGCGCCGCCUCCUCAUCCCGGUGCACUCGGAGAGGGACGGAGACGCAGUCUGAAGCCCGUCGCAGACGCUCGCAGUGACCUGCUCUCAGCAAUACGCAUGGGAAUCCAACUAAAGAAAGUACAGGAGCAACAGGAACAGCAGGCUAAAAGAGAGCCGGUGGGGAAUGACGUGGCCACUAUACUCUCUCGCCGCAUAGCCGUGGAGUACAGCGACUCAGAAGACGACUCAGAGCUUGAUGAGAAUGAAUGGUCUGACUGAUUAUGGUCAGCCACACACACAAUGGCUGAAUAGAGACCUUCCUUGUAAAUAAAUACGUUCACCUUCAGACACCCACAUAUAGUUGAUUAUUAACUCUUUCCCCGCCAAUGACACGACGCUUUCUUGCCGAUGACUGAAUUUUACAGCAGUCCAUACAGGGCGCUAUUACAAAAUAUCUGAAUCAAAACACAGAUGAACAAAAAGCAGAAACAAUAAAAAAGAUAAAGCGAUCAUCAAACAUUAAACUGCAUAAUUUCGACCCAGGAUGAGGUAUAGUGUGAAGCUUUGGGGGUGUAGAUGGACUCGAUAAUUUUUUUGAUCAUUUUCUCAGCUUUUUUUUUAGAUAGAUUGUAUAGACAUACAAUAAAAUAUUCUGGAGGCCGUGAACAUUUUGUGAAAAUUAUCCAAAAUUCCUGGCAACUUUUCUUUUUAAAACAACCUGGCGGGGAAAGAGUUAAGAAUGAUGUCAAUUUCUUAAAGAAUGCUAUAUAAUAUAGAGGGAAGCACAUUUUUUUGUACAGAAAAUAUAAAUUAUUCUAUUAAUUAAACUAUUAGCAAAUCAA